This is a messenger RNA of Thalassophryne amazonica, 564 nucleotides long. RefSeq names its product ribosomal protein L27a (gene rpl27a). The transcript is spliced from 5 exons. The record is from RefSeq and is a predicted model, not a curated record. Gene Ontology annotation, biological process: translation. Bases 69 to 515 code for a protein of 148 amino acids. NCBI's taxonomy places the organism in Eukaryota, Metazoa, Chordata, Actinopteri, Batrachoidiformes, Batrachoididae. Gene Ontology annotation, molecular function: structural constituent of ribosome. Gene Ontology annotation, cellular component: cytosolic large ribosomal subunit; ribosome.
UUUUUGAGGCUCUCGUGCAAAAACGCGAGAUUGUCCAAAUCUCGUUCCUCUUUCGAGUAGCAUCCAAGAUGCCUACCAGGAACUCCAAGACCAGAAAGCUCCGAGGACACGUUAGCCACGGACACGGUCGUGUCGGCAAGCACAGGAAGCAUCCCGGAGGUCGUGGUAAUGCUGGCGGUAUGCACCACCACAGAAUUAACUUCGAUAAAUACCAUCCGGGAUACUUUGGAAAGGUGGGCAUGAGACAUUACCACCUUAAGAGGAACACAUCUCACUGUCCUAUCAUUAACCUGGACAAGUUGUGGACGCUGGUGAGCGAGCAAACCAGGGUCAACUACGGCAACAAGCCCGAUGGGCCCGCCCCCAUCAUUGAUGUUGUGCGUGCUGGCUACUACAAAGUUCUGGGCAAAGGCAAGCUGCCCAAACAGCCUGUGAUCGUCAAGGCCAAGUUCUUCAGCCGACGGGCCGAGGACAAGAUCAAGGCAGUGGGAGGAGUCUGUGUGCUGACGGCAUAAUGCUCCUGUCAAUGUGCGAUUUUGCUAAAAUAAAGUGUAUAAAUGACAA